CUUCUCAACUUUCAAUGUGAUUAUAAUUAUUUAUUUUAUAAAUUAUUGUCAAGUUUAAUUAUUAUUAUAUAUCAAUAUUUUUUUUUAAUUUAUACUUUACAUAGUAAUGUGAUAAAAUAUUUUUAAAAGUAUUUCUAUACUAAUAAAUUAGUAAAAUUGAUAAAUUAUGCCAUUAUUAAAUUCAAAAAUUGUAUCUCAAAUAUUGCCGACUGUGGUCAACAAUAGCAACAAAGUGGACAAAAAUUCUGUGAUAACUAUUGCCCAUAAAUUGCUUAAAAGUCCACUAAAAGAAACACCAAUUAAAACUAAUAACUCAUUGACGGAUCGGAUUCCAGCUUAUGGUCUGAUAUGUGCCGUACUAUCAGUUAUUUGUUGGUCUCUUAGCUCAUUAAUUGUCAAAAUACUUACAAAUCUUCAUUCAAUACAAAUACUAGUCUUUAGAUCAAUAUUUCAAUUGGUAUUUUACGGUACAUGCAUUGCAAUAAAAAAAUAUCCAUUAUUUGGUGUGUAUGGACACCGUAUAGAUCUGGUAUUACGAUCUCUAUCGGGAACAGUAGCCCUUUCAUCUAUAUUUAUGGCGUACCGAAUGAUGCCUUUUUCAGACGCCUCAACCAUUCAUUUUUCAUCGCCAGUCUUCGUCACUGUAUUCGCAUAUUUUAUACUUAAAGAAAAAGUAUCUAUACUUCAAGUGAUAACUGGAGUUUUGACUUUAAUUGGAGUCACAAUAAUAUCAAAACCUCAGUUUCUGUUUGGAUCUGAGUCUCAAGUGAUACAUAUGUAUCGACUCGAAGGGAUAGGUCUGUCUGUAUUGGCCUCAGUUAGCGCUGCCUUUGCUAUAAUUAAUUUAAGAAAGUUGAAGACAACUCCAGCGGCUGUCGUUGUCUUUUGGUUUGCGUUUUCAAUUAUAAUAUGCGGAUCAAUAGGACUGGUAAUACUUAAUCAAUUUGUUGUACCAACCAAUCUGUGGUCGUGGACACUACUCAUAGCUAUUGGAUUUUUGGGUAUUGGCGACCAAUACUUUUUAACAAAAUCGUUACAAUAUGAAAGCGCUGGACCUGUUUCUGUUGCCAGAACUUUCAAUAUUGUACUCUCAUUUAUAUGGGAGGCCACCAUAUUAGCCGAACCUAUUGAGUGGACAUCAGUUACCGGUGCUGUCAUUAUAUCGACGUGUGUCGUAGCACUUGCUAUAGUCAAAUGGCAAACAGAAAAACCAGAGUUCUUCGAGAAGAUAUACAACUCAAUGAUAUGUUGUUCAAAGCAUUCAGCAAAAGAUUUUCAUGACGUGGAUCAGCUCAAGACAUAUCCGCAAUCUUUGCGUUCAUCGACUAACAGUUUAAAUGUGAUUGCAUUGAACAAUUGUAGUGCUGGUGGUCCUGAAAUAGUAUCAGCUGCCCGUUCCCAAUAUGGUGUUCCCUAUUCAUGGGGAGGUGGCAGUUGGAAAGGAAAGUCAACCGGUACAGGUAUCGGUGCACACACUAUAGGCUUCGAUUGUUCCGGACUAACUCAGUAUGCUGUCUAUAAGGGCACCGGCAAAAUCAUCGCUCGUACCGUUGCCACACAAUAUACUGAUAUCAAAUGCAAACGUGUAGCAUAUGGAUCAAAACAAUUGGGUGAUCUUAUAUUUUAUGGUAACCCUCCCUAUAACGUGGGUAUAGUAUCCGAUUCUAAUACAUUCAUCAAUGCAUCCAAAACUGGUGAUGUCGUUAAAGAGCAGACUAUUUACUCGACAAACAGACAACCAUAUGUUCAGCGAUGCUUUUGA
Messenger RNA from Oppia nitens, 1762 nucleotides. RefSeq names its product solute carrier family 35 member G1-like. The record is from RefSeq and is a predicted model, not a curated record. NCBI's taxonomy places the organism in Eukaryota, Metazoa, Arthropoda, Arachnida, Sarcoptiformes, Oppiidae. Bases 167 to 1762 code for a protein of 531 amino acids. The transcript has 3 exons. Gene Ontology annotation, cellular component: membrane.